UGUCCUGAAGGCUAUCGUGUUGUAAAGCGUAUCGAAAUAAAUUUACCGCGGGGAGAUUGUUUUUUGUGGUGUUUUUUUUUUUUUUUGCUAACAUGCAGAGUUAGCUUCGUCUCUGCAGAUUUGUGCUGCUCUGGGGAGAAACCCAAACAAUGGCAUCAUGCGACAAACAAACAUGUAGAUCGAACAGUCCAAAUGUGAGCGUUCAUGUUCGCUAAACGAAAGCAAUGCGGUCGGCUCCUGCGCAGGCGCAGUAUGUCCCGUGGAGCGGCGUGCAGGCUUUGCCCUGCAGCUUGCGAAGACAUUAAAAAGCCAUAUUAUCGACUUCCUCAUUUGGACGGCCGUUUAAAGUUAAAGUCACAAACUGUAAUAUUCCAGUUUGGCGUGGAGGAGCAAGCCUGCUGGGGGCUGAUCCCACACCUGCUGCGCACGCAUGCGCACAAACCGAGCAAGGUCUGUUUUCAAACAACUUCUUUAUAUAACAGCUUUUUAAGAAGAAACUCCUUCAGUAGUAAGCAUACAAAAAAGCUACAGUUGUGGGUGUAAAGAUGUUUUCCUUAAGCAGGAACCAGGCUGUCCCGUCUGAUCUAAAAACCACUCUGAAUGAAGUCACCUGACUGCAGAUGGAGCCCAUAGCCUGACCUGCAUAGGAGCCAUGCUACGCUGCAGGAAGUGCCGCAGAGCCAUCAUCCACUCAGGGUGCCUGUCCAAGGCUUCAGAUGAAAGUUCAGCUGCUGUUUGCAGUAUUUGGCACGUGAAUGUGGAGCAGCUGCCGGAGUGGAUUCUGAGCUCUGUUCACCAGAGCCACUGGACUGCAGGAAGACUGAACUGCCAGAAUUGCAGGGCUCGUUUGGGAGGGUUUAACUUCGUCAACCGCACCGUUUGUCCGUGCGGUCUGGACGCUGCGGUCCACCUGAGCAAAAGCAGAGUGGAUCAGGACCACAAACACUGCGUCCUCCUGGUCCAGCCGAGGAGCUCCCGGCUGGGCAGAGGACAGAACAGAUUGCUGACGGACAGCUUUCAGGGCGAUGAGGCAUCUGAGCUCAGGGGAGUGGCGCUGGACGCUCUGCAGCUCCACUGCGCUGCAGCUGCACCUCGCUCCAGGCCUGUGGAGGGGACCCUGCCCCUCGGAGACAGUGAAGACACUCAGAUGUUUUCUUUCAGCCCCCUGUACUGCAUCCCUCACAGAAGAUGCAGUCUGGAGGAGGACGGAGACUUUAGCUUGUGCUUUUGCCCUUCAGGCCUGUCUGCAGUGGACCCUCCGUGGUCCGUCCCCUCGGUCUCACAUUCCUCUAGCCAGCAGGUUAACACUGAAGUUGUGUUUGAGAGUGGGCCUGAGCUCUCGGCUGCUUCGACGGUGCCCUGGCAGGGACUACAGAUGCUGCCCCAGGAGUCCUCCGUACAUGAAGCCGUCUCUGGUUCAGUAUUGCUCCUCAGAAAAACAUCUGGCUCCAACAGAGCAGCUGAGCAGGAAGUUCUGGCCUCUCCAAGCUCCCUGGCUCUGACUCUAAGUCGGAGGGAGAAGAACUAUCUGAAGAGUCAGAGGAGGAAGGAGAGGAGGAGAGAGAGGUGGCUGCACCGUCAGCUGGAGGAAGAGGAGGAGGAGCCUGUGAGGAACAGGCUCCUGGACAGCGAGGAGGCGGACCGGGAGGCCAUGACCUGCGCCGUGUGUCUCGACAUCUACUUCAGUCCAUACAGCUGCCACCCCUGCGACCACGUCUUCUGCGAGCCCUGCCUCCGCAUGCUCACCAAGAACCGGCCCACUAAUACGCCGUGCCCGCUGUGCCGCACCAUCAUCUCUCACACCAGCUUCCACCAAGAGUUCAACCACACUUCAAAGACUUUGUUCCCUAAAGUUUACUCCAGCCGUCAGAUCAGCUUCAGGAACUCUUCUUGUGCCAAAUUCCCGCUGCCGAGCCUGCGCAAAAACUUCUCCACUUUUUGGGAUUACCGUAGAAGUGCAACAAUGGCGGGACGGCGCUGGCACUUUGUCCACGGGCGCUUCACGCUGGAAGCUCUGAAUUUCCACAACAUGCUGCACUGGCUGUUCGACGUCGGCCUGGUCAGCGUCUACGCCCACUCGCUCAACUGGAUCCUGGUCCUCCUCUUCCUUUGCAUCCUGGUGUACUUCUUCUUCUGAGUCAAUCAGAAGAAGGGGAGGGGGGCGCCAUCAGUCUUUUAUAUCUUUUUUGAACUUGUGUGUGUGUGUGGGGGGGGUAAAGCGAAUACCUUGAAGUGGAACAUUUGAGUCAUAAUGACUGGGUGUUGUAUUGAAAUUUGAACAUCAUUCAGCUUUUGUUUCAGUGAUGCGAAUGUCUGGAUGAUUGUGUUCUUUCUUCUCUGUUUGGAAAAAAACUGCUGCCAGCGUCACCUGUGUGGAUUGAAGUUUAAAUGUGGGGGCUUAAGCUGUAAUUACAGCCCAGAUCAGUUUGGACAAAUAAUGAAAACACAACACACGGUGUGUGCUGUUGCUUUUUAACUGGGGCCCAUUUCAAGAUGCAGGUUUUGUUGGAACUCUGAGUUCGUAAACUCUAAACUCAGUAAAACUCGGAGUUUUCGGUUCCAGAAAGAGAGAUAACUCAAACCCGAGAAAGUGGUCGAAACCAAGCCCGUUUCAAGAAGCGGGUUAAGAUUAACUCAGAAUCAAUCACUAUGGUAACUGAGUCUGUGAACGU
Messenger RNA from Oryzias melastigma (Indian medaka), 2672 nucleotides. It is a transcript of the gene rnf180b, whose product is annotated as ring finger protein 180. Gene Ontology annotation, biological process: norepinephrine metabolic process; protein polyubiquitination; serotonin metabolic process. Gene Ontology annotation, cellular component: endoplasmic reticulum membrane. Bases 653 to 2137 code for a protein of 494 amino acids. The transcript is spliced from 8 exons. The record is from RefSeq and is a predicted model, not a curated record. Lineage: Eukaryota; Metazoa; Chordata; Actinopteri; Beloniformes; Adrianichthyidae. Gene Ontology annotation, molecular function: metal ion binding; ubiquitin conjugating enzyme binding; ubiquitin protein ligase activity.